ACCUUUCAGCAUCCUUCGCUGACGAUAUUCAGAAUACCUUUUCAUAUUGCAUAUUAAUAAACAAAUCCCCAUUCUUUUUAAAACUUUUUCUUUUAUUAAAACUUUAUUACAUCACCUGCUUCUUUUGCAUUUUAUCAAGUUUUAAUAAGGAAAUAUAUAUAAUAUGGCUUCUAAUUUCCCUAUUCCAUCCGUGGCUGCUGCUGGAACUGCUCCUGCUAUGAACACGGGUGCUCAUAUUCCUGCGCCUGCUGCAAAUGCUACUCCGCUCCCAGUCUUUUCUCCACGUUCUCCUUCAGCUCCUCAUCGACCUGUUACCGCCUAUGAUGAUAAGGAUGUUACCACUGCUGCUUUAGUGUUGCAAGAUGGGUCUUGUUACCAAGGAAUCUCUUUUGGCUUUGAAAAAAAGAGCAUUUCUGGCGAAUGUGUUUUCCAAACUGGUAUGGUAGGUUAUCCAGAGUCAUUAACUGAUCCAUCUUACCGCGGUCAGAUUCUGGUGUUGACUUUUCCCUUAGUGGGAAAUUAUGGCGUACCUUCUCGUUCUGAAAUGGAUGAUCUUUUGAAAGAUGUUCCUAAAUACUUUGAAUCAAAUGAAAUCCACGUGGCUGGUUUAAUUGUUGGCAAUUACGCAAAGGAUUUUUCUCAUUACUUAGCAACGUCUUCUCUUUCUGUUUGGCUGAAAGAAAAUAAUAUCCCUGCUCUCUACGGCAUUGAUACGCGUGCAAUGACCAAAAAGAUUCGAACCAAAGGGGCUCUUUUAGGUAAGAUCCUUUUUCCUAAAUCCAUCUCGGGUGGUACAGUGGAUGCGGCUGCUUCUGCACUUGGAUUGACUAGACCUUCUGAUUUGCAACCUUCCGAGCGUUGGAUGGUAAAGUAUCAAGAUGUGGAAUGGGUCGACCCAAACAAGAGAAAUCUCGUAGCCGAAGUUUCUAUCAAGGAACACAAGAUCUAUUACCCAGAUCCUGCAAAGGCUAUUAAGACUCCUUAUGGUCGCACCAUGCGUAUCAUUGCCGUCGAUAUCGGUAUGAAAUAUAAUCAAAUUCGUUGCUUCGUGCAUCGUGGUGUCGAAUUAAAAAUUGUCCCUUGGGAUUAUGAUUUCACGACUGAGCCUAUCGACACCUACGACGGUCUUUUCCUUUCAAACGGUCCUGGUGAUCCCACUACCAUUGAUAUUACCAUAAAAAACACGCGUAAGUUUCUCAAGGAUCUUAAAAAACCAGUUUUUGGUAUUUGUUUGGGUCACCAAGUUAUGGCCCUUGCAUCGGGUGCCAAGACACUCAAGAUGAAAUACGGUAAUCGAGGUCAAAACAUCCCUUGUACUAGCUUGCUUUCAGGACGCUGUUACAUCACAUCUCAAAACCAUGGUUAUGCUGUCGAUGCUGCAUCCCUUUCUCAAGAUUAUAGGGAGCUCUUUGUUAAUGCAAAUGAUGGAUCCAAUGAAGGUGUUAUUCACAAGUCUCUUCCAAUUUUUUCUGUUCAGUUCCAUCCUGAGUCCACCCCUGGUCCUCGUGAUACAGAAUUCCUGUUUGACGUUUUCCUUAACAACAUCAAAGACUGUCUUGAUAAGAAGUCGCUGGUACCUGUCCAUAUGCCAGGUGGCGAUAUUGUUGAGAAUGAAAAUAAGAACCCUCGCGUUCAUGUCAAUAAGGUCCUGGUACUCGGUUCUGGCGGUCUUUCCAUCGGCCAAGCUGGCGAGUUUGAUUAUUCAGGCUCACAAGCAAUCAAGGCUUUAAAGGAGGAAGGUAUUUAUACAGUGUUGAUCAACCCAAAUAUUGCAACAAUUCAAACAUCGAAGGGCUUGGCCGACAAGGUAUAUUUUCUGCCCGUUACACCAGAGUAUGUUCGGAAGGUAAUUCAGUAUGAAAAACCUGACGGUAUUUAUGUCACUUUUGGUGGUCAAACAGCUCUUAGCGUUGGCAUUGCUUUAAAGGAUGAAUUCGAAGGAUUAGGCGUGAAGGUUCUUGGUACUUCCAUCGAUACUAUUAUUACUACCGAAGAUCGUGACCUAUUUAAUGAUGCUCUUGGUGAGAUAAACGAAAAGAGCGCUCCUGCCUCCUCAGCCAUCACAGUCGAAGAAGCUGUCGCCGCUGCCAACGUUAUCGGUUAUCCAGUCAUUUGUCGUGCUGCUUACGCUCUUGGUGGUCUCGGCUCAGGAUUUGCCGACAAUGAUCAGGAAUUAGUCUCGCUUUGUAACAAGGCAUUUGCUACUUCUCCUCAAGUCCUCAUCGAAAAAUCCAUGAAGGGCUGGAAGGAAAUUGAGUACGAAGUUGUUCGUGAUUGUCGUGAUAAUUGUAUUACUGUGUGUAACAUGGAAAAUUUUGAUCCUCUUGGUAUCCAUACUGGUGAUUCGAUAGUCAUUGCUCCUUCACAAACUUUAUCUGAUGAGGAUUAUAAUAUGCUCCGUACUACGGCCGUAAAUGUCAUUCGUCAUUUAGGUGUUGUCGGUGAGUGUAAUAUUCAGUAUGCUUUAAACCCCUUUAGCAAAGAGUACUGUAUUAUCGAAGUCAAUGCUCGUCUUUCUCGUUCUUCUGCUCUUGCUUCGAAAGCUACUGGUUAUCCUCUUGCUUUUGUUGCUGCUAAGCUUGGUUUGGGGAUUCCUUUGAAUGAAAUUAAGAAUAGUGUUACCAAGGUUACAUGUGCUUGUUUCGAGCCUUCUCUCGAUUAUGUCGUUGUCAAAAUUCCUCGUUGGGAUCUCAAGAAAUUUAACAGAGUCAGUACAGCCCUUUCUUCUUCUAUGAAAUCUGUCGGAGAAGUCAUGGCAAUUGGACGUACAUUUGAAGAGACGAUUCAAAAAGCGAUUCGAGCUAUUGAUGGUAAUUUCAUAGGAUUUAGUGAGAACGAUUUUGUAACGGACGAAGAAAUUGAUUUUGAGCUGACGCAUCCUUCUGAUCAACGUUUAUUUGCUAUCGCAAACGCCAUGACAAGAGGUUAUUCAGUCGACAAGAUUUGGGAAAUGACUAAUAUAGAUAAAUGGUUCUUGAACAAGUUGCAACAUAUUGUGUCUUUAGGAAGCCGACUUGACGGUUUCAACAAGUCAAAUGUCCCCGGUAACUUAAUCCGUUCCGCCAAACAGCUUGGAUUUUCAGAUCGUCAAAUUGCACAACAUUUGAACAGUAAUGAAUUGGCCGUUCGUAGACUUCGUCAAGAAUAUGGUGUCACACCAUUUGUGAAACAAAUUGAUACCGUAGCUGCUGAAUUCCCUGCAUUUACUAAUUAUCUUUACAUGACGUAUAAUGCUGUUGAACAUGACAUCGAAUUUGAAGAUAGAGGUAUCAUGGUGCUUGGUUCAGGUGUGUAUCGAAUCGGUUCUUCAGUUGAAUUUGAUUGGUGUGCCGUCCGUGCAAUUCGUACUAUUCGUGAGCAAGGCUUGAAGACUGUCAUGGUUAACUAUAAUCCUGAAACCGUAUCUACUGAUUACGACGAGGCCGAUAGACUUUACUUUGAAAACAUUAACCUCGAACGUAUCUUGGACAUUUACGAAAUAGAGAAGUCCGCAGGUGUCCUAAUGGCAAUGGGUGGUCAGACUCCUAAUAAUAUUGCUCUGCCUCUUUAUCGUCAAAAUGUCAAGGUUCUUGGUACUUCUCCUGAAAUGAUUGACAAUGCUGAGAACCGCUACAAGUUCUCUCGUAUGUGUGAUAGUAUUGGCGUAGACCAACCUCUUUGGAAAGAAUUGACUAGUUAUGAAGAAGCCGAGAUUUUCUGUGAAAAUGUCGGAUUUCCGGUUCUGGUCAGACCCUCUUAUGUUCUUUCGGGUGCUGCCAUGAAUGUUGUUUUCUCCAAGGACGAUCUUGCUGCUUACUUGAGAGAGGCAGCAGCAGUUUCUCGUGAUCAUCCGGUUGUGAUCACAAAGUAUAUAGAGGAAGCUAAGGAAGUCGACAUGGAUGCUGUAGCUUUGGAUGGUAAACUUAUAAUGCACGUCAUUUCAGAGCAUGUUGAAAAUGCUGGUGUCCAUUCUGGUGAUGCUACACUUGUUUUGCCUCCUCAAGAUUUGGACCCUGAAACCAUUCGUAAAAUUGAAGUUGCUACAGCCAAAAUUGGUCGCGCUUUGAAUAUUACAGGUCCUUUCAACAUUCAGUUUAUUGCCAAGAAUAACGAGAUCAAGGUGAUUGAAUGUAACGUACGCGCAGCCCGUUCGUCUCCUUUUGUAUCCAAGGUUACUGGUGUGGAUUUGAUUGAAAUGGCUACGCUCGCAAUGUUAGGUCUUCCUGUCACACCUUAUCCCAAGGUCAAUAUGCCCAAGGAUUAUGUUGGUAUCAAGGUGCCACAAUUCUCUUUCAGUCGCUUGUCAGGUGCUGAUCCUAUUCUUGGUGUGGAAAUGGCUUCCACAGGCGAGGUUGCUUGUUUUGGUAAAGAUAAAUACCAGGCUUAUUUAAAGGCGCUUUUGGCAACUGGUUUAACUUUACCCAAGAAGAACAUUUUGUUCUCAAUCGGCUCUUACAAGGAGAAGCAAGAGUUGUUGCCAUCAGUUCGCAAGUUACAUAAACUUGGCUAUAAUAUCUUUGCCACCACUGGUACAGCCGACUUUAUUUCAGAACAUGAUAUUCCUGUUAAACAUCUGGAUACUUUGGAUGCUGAAACAGAUGAUCAAAUCAAGGCUGAAUAUUCUCUUCAACAGCAUUUAUCAAACAACCUGAUUGAUCUGUAUAUCAAUUUACCUUCACGUAACAGAUUCCGUCGUCCAGCUUCUUACAUGUCAAAGGGUUACCGUUCUCGUCGUAUGGCUGUUGAUUAUUCUGUUCCUCUUUUGACCAACGUCAAGUGUGCUAAACUCUUUAUUGAAGCCCUUGCUAGAAAUAAAGAUACGGGUAUUUUAAGUAUUGAUUACAAAACAACUCACACUCAAGCUAGCCUUCCCGGUUUAUUCAAUAUCAAUAGCUUCAUCGAAAAUAGUGAAGAAUUUGAUGAUGUUUCCAAAGCUUCCUUAUCUGCCGGUUUUACAACCAUCUCAGUAUUCGCACAAGACGUUAUCAACGAUUCAUCUUUAGAAAAGUUAAGCGAUAUCUCGCGCAAGGCUUGUUAUAACGACUACCUGUUGAAUGUUACGGCCACUUAUGAGAAUGCAUCCGAAGUUGGUAAUUACGCUUCGGAUGCUGCUGCAGUCUACAUCAAUACCGAUCGCAUCGGUUCAGGCAAGGUAUCCGUAUUCGACUCUGUCUUCUCUUCUUGGCCUGUAUCUCAACUGAUUAUCACCGAUGCUAAAGGAACUGAUCUUGCGUCUAUGUUACUUUUGGCUUCUUUACAUAAUCGUGUGGUUCAUGUUUCCAACGUAAUGAGUAAAGGAGACUUGGCUCUAAUCAAGAUGAGCAAAAAGAAGGGUUUGGCUGUCACCUGUGACGUUGCAAUCUAUUGUCUUUUCUUCACAUCCGAAGAGUUUAAUGAAACAAAACUCUUACCUACCAAAAAAGAGCAGCAAGCACUAUGGAAAAACCUUGAUGUUGUUGAUUGCUUUACGGUCGGCACUGUGCCUCGUAAGUUGGCAGCAGAAUUAGGUCAUCAAGCCGAUGCUACAGCUGGUAUUCAUGAAGCUCUUCCCCUUCUUUUGACUGCCGUUGCUGAAGGUCGUCUUAGUAUUAAGGAUAUCUCAGAACGUCUUUAUGAUCAUCCUAAGGCCAUUUUUGGUAUUUCUGCUCAGCCUGAUACAGCGGUCGAAGUUGUUGUCGACCGUAAGGUUUUAUGGCCCAAAAACACAAAGAACUGGUCUCCCCUCGCUGGUCGUACUGUAUCGGGCUCCGUAGAACGUGUAGUAUUAAACGAAACUAUCAUGUUUAUGGAUGGAUCUUUUGCAAAUGAAUCAUUACUCGGUCGUGAUGUUUCUAUUCAAGCCCAAGCUGUAAAAUUAAGUAGUGACAGUGAACAAAAAGAAACAAAAGGAACUAAACAUCAAAAAUCUGAGCACCAAAUCGAACAGAUUGAACAAACCUCAAUUGCUCUUGAAAGCAGUGCUGUCAAAGAAGAUCGUGCACCACGUGCAUCUGAUCCUGUUCGUUUAGCUGGAGCAACAGACCAGCAAUUAGUAUCUUUACAAUUGCCUCGCUAUGAGAUAUCCGCCUCUUUGGCUCGUGUUGUUAGCCGCUCUCCUUUCUAUCGUAAGCAUAUCUUGCGCUCUGCACAGUUUGAUCGUGACGAUCUUCAUCUUUUAUUCGGUGUUGCUCAUGAAAUGCGUAACUUGGUUGAACUCUACGGAUCUAUUAAUAUUUUGCAAGGCCGCGUGAUGAGUACCAUGUUCUUUGAGCCUUCAACUCGUACAUCUUGUUCUUUUGAAGCUGCUAUGUAUCGUCUGGGCGGUCAAGUUGUAUCUGUUAGUGCUACUACAUCUUCUGUUCAAAAAGGAGAAUCUCUUGCAGAUACAGUUCGUACCCUAGGUUGUUAUUCUGAUCUCAUUGUCUUGCGUCAUCCUCAGCCUGGAAGUGCCCAAAUUGCUGCAAAAUAUAGUAAGGUUCCUGUUAUUAAUGCUGGUGAUGGUAUUGGUGAACAUCCUACCCAAGCUUUCUUGGAUACUUUUACCAUCCGUGAGGAACUGGGUACUGUCAAUGGCUUGACGAUCACAAUGGUGGGUGACCUUAAGAAUGGUCGUACUGUUCAUUCGUUGGUCAAAAUUUUGGCUUACUAUCAAGUCACAAUCAAUUAUGUUUGUCCAGAAUCACUGGCCAUGCCAAAGGAUGUCAUGGAGGCUGUUAAAGCUGCGGGUAUUCAACAAAAUGUUUAUGCUACGUUGGACGAAGUAAUUGGUAGUACUGAUGUUCUUUAUAUGACUCGUAUCCAAAAGGAGCGUUUUGACACUGUGGCCGAAUAUAACCGUGUGAAGGAUGCCUACAUCUUGAACAACGAUGUUUUGAGUAGAGCCAAGUCCCAAAUGAUUGUCAUGCAUCCUCUUCCUCGCGUCAAUGAAAUCGAACCAGAGGUAGAUUUUGAUCAGAGAGCUGCUUAUUUCCGUCAAAUGAGAUAUGGUCUUUUUGUUCGAAUGGCCUUGCUGGCACUUGUUAUGGGAACACUACGUGGUUAAACUAGCAUUCUUAAAUACCCAUAUUAAAAGCAAAAUAAAAAUAAAGUAUAACAGUAAUUAAGAAACCAGACUUCA
Molecule: messenger RNA, 7075 nt
Organism: Mucor mucedo
Lineage: Eukaryota; Fungi; Mucoromycota; Mucoromycetes; Mucorales; Mucoraceae
Exons: 4
Coding region: 164-7000 (2278 amino acids)
Biological process (GO): 'de novo' pyrimidine nucleobase biosynthetic process; L-glutamine metabolic process; L-citrulline biosynthetic process
Cellular component (GO): cytoplasm; cytosol
Molecular function (GO): carbamoyl-phosphate synthase (glutamine-hydrolyzing) activity; ATP binding; metal ion binding
Source: RefSeq, a predicted model, not a curated record